CUCCAUUGCAGAGAGGGAGAGACAGAGAGAUGGAGGUCAUGAUUCCUGCCCAUCCCAACAUGGAUUUCGAUUUCAACAGCGCAAGAACUUCACCCUGCGCAACUGCCCCUUCCACGCCCAAGCGCUUCGGCGAUUACGGCUAUCUCAGCGCUCCCGCCAGUCCCUCUCACCUCUACUGCGAUCUCUACGACUUCUCGGUGGAUGAUUCCGGCGGUAGCUCCGCCGCCGUCCCUUUCUCCUGGGAGGAAAAACCCGGCACGCCCAAGUCGAAGAUGCUGACAUCGGGUGGCUUCGAUGGCUUCGCUUUCGACGUAGAAGAGACGGCCUCUGUUUCGGCGGCUGAUGAGCUCUUCGACGGCGGGAUGAUUAAGUCGGUGAAACCCCCUCCUCGUCUUCCUCCUCCUCGAAAUCCCGCAUCUACUUCUUCUCUGUCGAGGUCGUCUUCUUCGAAAGGUUUGAUGAUGAUCAAGAAGUGGAGGCUCCGGGACUUUUUCUUGUUCCGGAGCGCGUCGGAGGGGAGGUCGUCGGAAAAAGAUGCGCUGAAGAAAUACACGGCCGCCGUGGGCAAAGGCGGCGGAAAUAGUUUCCGGGGAAAUGAUAAUAGGAAGGAAGGGUCUUCUGCAUCGAGGAGGGUGAAAGGAGGAGGGGCGUCGCCGUCGGCUCAUGAGCAGCAUUACACUUUCAACAGAGCAGUUUCAGAGGAUUUGAAGAAGAAGACUUUCUUGCCGUACAGGCAGGGCAUUUUGGGGAAUCUGACCUUCAAUCCUGCCGGGCAUCCUCUGUCCAACGGCUUCGGAUAUUCCCGCAGAUAAAAAUACCGAUCAUAUACUUCAAUUCCCUGUUUCUUUAAUUCCUUUUAUUUCUUUCUUUAUUGUAUAGAAAUGUUUAUUUUUUGGUCUGUUUUGUAAAAUGUUUAUAUAUCCUGUAACGUAUGGUCUUGAAUACGAAAUUACGAAUUCUCUUUUAAGUGCAACGUACGACUUUUUUC
Molecule: messenger RNA, 988 nt
Organism: Cuscuta epithymum
Lineage: Eukaryota; Viridiplantae; Streptophyta; Magnoliopsida; Solanales; Convolvulaceae
Source: the annotation of a GenBank genome assembly